Molecule: messenger RNA, 3156 nt
Organism: Siniperca chuatsi (mandarin fish)
Lineage: Eukaryota; Metazoa; Chordata; Actinopteri; Centrarchiformes; Sinipercidae
Gene: abhd11
Product: abhydrolase domain containing 11
Exons: 6
Coding region: 6-1088 (360 amino acids)
Cellular component (GO): mitochondrion
Source: RefSeq, a predicted model, not a curated record
UAGUCAUGUGCGUCCUACGUCAUGACGCACCAUCAGCUGUUGACAGACUGAAGCUCUCUUCAAUCUCGACCUCCGGAGCUGCUGUGCAUUGCACACUCGCCGAAUCUCAGCUGUCAUUGUGGCCGUUUUUAAACGCACAUGCUGUUUGUAGCGGUGCAUAUGCUGCCAUGAGUGCUUUGUGUCGCCUGAUCCAGAGAGGACUGCUGAGCGGCCGGCCGUCGUGUCGUUUAUUCCCCGGACAGCAGGAUGUGUGCGGGGUGGCUCCCAUCCGGACAGCCAGCUCUUCCAGCCCAGUCAACUUGACCUAUGAUGUCUUCGAUGGGAAGGGAGAGAGCACUCCCCUGGUGUUUCUCCAUGGCCUUUUUGGCAGCAAAUCUAACUUCCACUCAAUAGCGAAGUCCUUGGUGCAGCGCACAGGCCGAAAGGUGCUGACUGUAGAUGCCCGUAACCAUGGCAACAGCCCUCACAGCUCGGUGCUGACCUAUGAAGCAAUGACCGAUGAUUUGAAACACCUCCUCGCUCAGCUGCGCAUCGAGAAGUGCGUCCUCGUUGGCCACAGCAUGGGUGGGAAAACGGCCAUGACGACCGCCCUGACGCAGUCUGGUUUAGUGGAGAGGUUGGUGGUAGUGGACAUCAGUCCAGCCCAGACCACUACACGCACCAACUUCCGCUAUUACAUCCAGGCCAUGCAGGAGGUGAAGAUCUCCAGUGACAUCCCACGGUCCACUGCCAGGCGGAUGGCUGAGGAUCAGCUCCGCAGUUUGGUCAAGGAGCGCUCAGUGCGUCAGUUCCUGCUGACCAACCUGGUGGAGCAGAACGGCCACUAUGCCUGGAGGGUCAACUUGGAUGCCAUCUCGGCGCACCUUGAGGACAUCAUGAGCUUCCCCAGUUUUAACACCAUCUAUGAGGGACCUACACUGUUUUUGGGUGGAGCCAGUUCUGCUUAUAUCAGCUCCGAGGAUUACCCAGAAAUCCAGAGGCUGUUCCCUAACGCCGACAUCCAGUACAUCCCAGACGCGAGCCACUGGAUCCACGCAGACAAACCCUUAGAUUUCAUCAGCUCCAUCAGCUCCUUUCUUCAGUCCUAGCUGCCUCCUGCCUACACCCCAGAACUUUUUUUAUGCUCAGCACCUCUGAGCGUCCCCUCACUGAAAAUGAAGAUUAGAAUUCAGCAGCUUCAGCAAGAGCGAGUGGAGUCAUUAGUGAUGCUAAUAGUUGCCACUUACCAUUGCCAUCACUAAUGACUCACCCCUGAGUCAUUAGUGAUGCUAAUAGUUGCCAACACUGGACCAAACUCACCCUUUUACAGCAGUCAGUUCUUAUCUUCAAACAAACGUAGUGUAGUGUAGGUGAACUUUUCUUUUGUUUAGUCUCUCUGUCAGACAGGUAGUGUUAGUAGAUUGGCUGGUUUCUAGAUGUGUUUUCAUUGAUUUUUAGACUGGUAGGUAGAAAAUAGUAAUGAAAAUAUCUCCAGUUUAACAUAACGGGGCUGUUUUGGAGGUGAUGUACUAAUCCAAAGAAACUCUCAUUUGCACAGUGCUUUCUUUAUGUUGAAACAUGUAUACCAGUAUAAGAAAAAGUGGCUUUAGGCCAAGUACAAUCUGCUUGACUGCUGAAGUGGACCAGUAGUUAAGAUAGUUGGAUAUGAAAGUUUUGACAGCACUGGAAUGAAACAAAGAAACAAUAAGUGUUUCUUUGCAGGAGGGAGUUUGGUAUCAUGUGUCAGGAGGUUGGAGCUCUGCAAAGAGGCUGUAAUGCAAACUUUAUGUGUACAGAUGAUUUGUUGUAGAUUUGUUGUAGAAACUUAUUUUAAUGUUGAUAAUAGUGAUAUAUAUAUAUAUAUAUAUAUAUAUAUAUAUAUAUUCAAUAUUUGGGUCCGGAACGUCCUCUCCUCUGUAUGUCAGAGAUGAAGAUUUACAGGACGGUUACUUUGUCACAACUCAAGGUCAUCGAGAGUGCUGGUUAUAUUUUUAUGCCAACAUAAUCCUCUAUGAAAACAACGCUGAAACACUCAAAUGCAGCAUUGCUACCAUCUGUUUCCUGAGUAUCUCAGGUUACAACUGGAUAUGCUAGUUAUUAUACACUUAUACUCUUCUCCUGUCUGUCUGGCAGUAAGCUGCGGUAAUGUUGUUGUGUCUUUGUAUUUGGUCAGUCCAAUCAGUGUUUUGAUGAAACAUGUUUUACCGAUUUAUUAUCUGUAUCUCACUUAUCUUUACAACUAAGGCGCAAGGCUAUAUGGGUAUCUCACAAAUAUAUGCUGCAACAAUGUACGUUGUUAUCUAAUCGUAAUAGUGUUAAUAUAAUUUCUGUUUCCAUGGGUUUCAACAGUACAGUCCACAGUAGUGAAACUGCCAUCCGUAUGAAUAAGCAGGGUGUGGUAAAUUUGUAUGUGCCUCUUUUGUCGAGAGCUCCUUUUCCAUUUCUGUAAAACUUGAUUUAAAAAAAAUCCUUUUAUUCUACAAUAAUAACUAGCAGACUAGAGAUUGGCAGCUGGGUUGCCAGUUCUGUGUGAAUUUUCUCACAAGGAAGCUUAACAGAUGAGGGUGUAUCCCUUCAUGGCGCUAGAUGUUUACUACAAUCAGUGUUUUAUGUUUGUUUAAUGUGAAUACAGAAGUCUUAAAGGCUUUAAAUUACCAGAAUUAAGUUGAGUGAAACUCUCUUUAUUUUAUUCUUUUGAUAAAGCUCCAGUUAGUGGAGAAAUACCCCCUUGCCCUCCUCAACCACAGGACAGAUUUGUCUUGUUGCACAAUAUGAAUAGAUUGUUGGGGGGUUUGGUAUCGCUGUCAUUUCAAUGCAGGCCCUGCUUCAGCUUCUGUAGUGUUGCAGUGGGACAAGAAUAUGUCAAAGGGGAACUCUGUGUAAACAAUAUAGAAAAGUGAAUUUAUUCAAUCACAUUGAAAAGCUGAAUACUGUAAUCAUCUGUUCAGGAUUGUAUAUUGUUUCACUAUGAGCAUGCCUUUUCUCUUGUCAUCAGAUGUAAAUUUGCUGUGCUAUAUACGUCUCAGUUUGUUGAACAUGUUGCCACAAUGGUGGCACUCAUUCUAGAUAAUGCCAUAUAUAAAUUUUAAAUGUGAGCAGGAUGCAUAUAGGAGUGGAUUAUAUAUCAUUGAAAAUGUACAAACUAAUAUUAUACAAUAAAAUGGCAAAAAUCUGCAA